Trichoderma gamsii is the source of this 2730-nucleotide messenger RNA. RefSeq lists its product as hypothetical. Gene Ontology annotation, molecular function: protein binding. The transcript has 10 exons. The coding region runs from base 1 to 2730 and encodes 909 amino acids. The record is from RefSeq and is a predicted model, not a curated record. NCBI's taxonomy places the organism in Eukaryota, Fungi, Ascomycota, Sordariomycetes, Hypocreales, Hypocreaceae.
AUGUCAAUCCACGAAGAUGCUAAACAGGAAAUCCUCGUUGGAAAUGUUCUUGACAAUCACAUCAAGAAUGACCCAAAUAUCCUUGAGAAGCAGAAUUCUGACUCGGGAUUUACACCACUGGAUUCUGUUGAUACAACCUGCGAUAUUGCGGGUUUGAAGACGCCGUUGAUGUUUGCAAUUGAGAACAAGGAUCUUGAAUCAAUUAGGCUGUUACGAAAAGCAAAAGCUUCCGUGGAUAUAAAAAAUAAAGAGGGAUUCACAGCAGGGCAGAUGGCCAGGUAUGCAAAUAAUCCUGCCAUCUCUCUUGCACUUGACGUGAACGAAGAAAAGGCAGCCAUUGGAUUACUUGCUUCCAAGGUCGUUGAUUUAUUACUCUACAUUGUUGACUGGGUGAAGAAGACUGUGAAGGGGGCUCUCUUCAUGGUACCAAAAACAAAUGCAGAGUCAAAUGAAGAUAUAGACAGAAUCAUAAACGAAGGCGAAGAGCCGACGCAAGAAGAAUUUGUGGAAAACAUUGCCCAAUAUCUUGAGAACCGCCAAUUACUAGAACGUUUCUUCAAGGGGAAAAAAGACUUUAUCCAGAACUUUGCUCGGAAAAUUGCAAGUGUGAAGGAAGGCUCUGCUAACGAUCUCGGGGGCAAGGACUUACUGCAAAAAAGGAUUCAGGUAUCUUUAUAUCAGCAAGUCAUCUACUGUGAUGACAGCACUUCGAUGAAGCGCGAAGGGCGCUGGGAAAGCCAGAAAGAACUCAUCCAGCGUAUCACCCAGGUAACCACUUUGGUUCUCCCAGAGGGCGAGGGUGUUGCAUUGCGAUUUAUCAAUAGAGAUGUUGACAAUGCUACCAACCUUACUCUUGAGGGUAUUAGGGAUAUCCUGAAGCCCAUGACCUGGCAGCCUGGCGGCGACACCCCCAUUGGAACGAAUUUACAGUCCAAGAUUCUCCAGCCCCUAGUCUAUGAGAAGAUUACCAAUGGGGCACUUGAACGACCGCUACUAAUUAUUAUCAUUACUGAUGGCAUGCCAGAGCCUGAAGAUAGCUCUGUGCUUGUUGAUGCCAUUCUAGAAUGCGAACGGCGGCUACAAGAAAAUGAUUACCCCCCUCGAACUGUGAAAUUUAUGAUUGGUCAGAUAGGGACAGCAAAGUCCGCCACACAAUUUCUAGAAUCCCUCAGAAAUAAUGAAGAUAUUGCCCGAACAACCUUCGUCACUUCAGAGAGGCUAGACGAGAAGUUUUCAGAGUAUAAGGCCAAUGAGAAGAAUGUUGAUCAAUGGCUCUUCAUUUGGACGCGCACAGCCGGUUGGCAAGGCACCAUGUCAACAGAACCUGAUUUUACUCCCAUCCAGCUGGCAUUCACGGAAGCCGUUCGCCAGUUCAAAUCCAAGCUCAAGAACGCUCAAUUAUACGCCGAUAUCCUGAAAACAACAUCCAUCGACGAGGUCUAUGAUAAAACAGAUGCACUUCAAAUUGAGCUAGGGAAACAGGGACGAAUUCGAAACCUCUCGAAGAUUAGACCUUUUCUUGAAGGGCUCCGAAGUUAUGCAGACAUUAUCGAUACCUUCGUCCAAGUCAAACCCGACGUCCUUGCGCUUAUUUGGGGCCCCAUCAAGUUGCUUAUUCAGUGCGCGUCUUCACUAACGCAAUCCUUGGAUGCCAUUAUCAAUACAGCAGCCGAAAUUGGUGGCUUGUUGCCCGAUUUUAAGGUCAUGGCUACAAUGUUCGGCCACAAUGAACAGAUUAAACACGUGCUUGUUCUCUUUUUUCAAGAUAUUCUCGAUUUUUACGCUGUGACUUUGAAGUUUUUUACAUUGCCUCGGAAAACUCACUUAGCUAGUAUGGCCAUCGACUACGCUACAUCGACCAGGACUAUUUUCGCUUUCAUCAGCCAUACUAAUAAGAACAAUACCUCCGCCCUGUCAAUUAUGCAUUCUUUAAUGUUUCAAUUGGCUUCAGACGAUGAAUCUCUUCAAGCAGUUCUUUGCGGCUUGAGUAGAAAACGGUUAAACGAUAACCUUGAAGUUGCUGUUGGGGUUAUAAAGACGCUACUUAACUCUGCUGAUUCGGUCAGCAUCAUCGUGGACGGAGUUGAUGAAAUUGACAGCCACGAACGAGAGAUGCUCCUCAAGAGCCUUUGCGACAUAACUAAGGUCUGCAAGAAGACUCAGCUGUUGAUAAGCAGUCGAGCUGAGCACGAUAUCUUGACAAUUCUAAGCGAGAUAUCGUCAACGAUUCGGGUGGAUACACACAAUACGGCAAGUAUCCAAAUAUUCAUCGAUAACUGGACGAGAAACUGGUUCUCAGCUCGCGACUUUUUACCCGCAGACAAGUCCGAAAUUGAAGACCUAUUUCAACCGCUUGCUAUAAAAGCGAAAGGGAUGUUUCUUUACGCCAAAAUCAUGUUAAGCAGUAUAGAAGAGCUAGAUAAUCUGGAUGAGAUCCGUAACGAGCUCAGAGUACUUCCAGAGAGCCUGGAUGAAGCAUAUGAGAGAGUGUUCGCAAAAAUUGAGAACAAGUCUAAUGAUGCUAUUAAAAAGAAGUGCAGACUUAUUCUCGGUUGGAUUAGCUGCUCACCUACGCCUCUAACAUUACCAGAGCUGGAGCAAGCUCUGGUAGUGACCAUCAGUGGGACGUGCAGAGUUUCUUCGCGGUUGAACUUUAUUCGCCUUUGUGGCCCCAUAAUUGAGCUUGUGGACGACCACAUGCAGUUUGUACAUUUCACCGUCAAAGAGUGA